AUGCUUCCGCCAAUGCCGCCUAUGCAUCAGUCACUGCAACAACCUGUAGUUCAACAGUCCAUUGAUCAAAAUGACUUUCAAACCCAUGGGUAUCCUCAGCCAACGCCUAAGCCAACGUCUCCAGCCAAUGGCUUAAAUUCAAAUGGUCAAUCAUAUUUCUCACAGCCAUAUGGUUAUUACUCUGGCCAUGAUGAUCCAUCCUUGACCAAUCGGUUUGGAUCCAUAAGUAUAAAUCAGGCACAGGAGUCCACUUAUUCAUCGUCUGGUUACACAGCUCCUUUGCAACCACCGACGGGAACUUAUACUCAGCCUCAUAUGGCUGCCUACGGUAGUAAUUAUCCACCAGUUCCACCCACUUCUCUCACUCAAUCCCCACAAGUGCCCCCCACGCCACCUGCUUCACAGGCUCCUCUUCAUUCCCAAUAUCCCCAACAUCCAAUUCAGCAAUUGCCGCCCUAUCCUGGCCAGCAAACAAUGCCACCUUUAUCAUAUCAGGGUGGAUUUCCACCAGUAGGUAUGAUGCCCCCUGCACCUCAGGGUCCGCAAUCAAUGAUGCAGAAAACUCAGUCCGUUCGUGCAAUGGCUGAUGGAAUGCCUAAUGCUAUCGAGGUGAUUGAAAAUGAUAAGGCCACGCGUGGAAGCGAUUCAGGUUUCACUUUUCAGCCAAGUGCCAUUGGUGUCGCACCGCCUCUAUCAACUACUGACUUUGUUUGUCGCGAAGAAAGUGCUGGAGGCAAUUGCAAUCCCCGUUUCGUCAGAUCUUCUCUCUAUGCUGUUCCAACCUCAUCAGAUCUUCAAAAACAAAUAAGUUUACCUUUCGUACUCUCAAUUCAACCAUUCGCUCCUAUUCAUUCUCUUGACCAGCCUGUUAUGCUUACAGACAUGGGACCCCAGGGUCCAGUGCGUUGCGUUCGUUGCAAGGCUUAUGUAUGUCCCUUCUUUGUGUUCAUUGAUGGUGGAAGACGCUUCCAAUGUAGUCUAUGUGGUGCAUCUACAGAGGUUCCACAAGAAUACUUCGCCCAUUUGGAUCACACUGGGCGUCGUAUUGACGCGCUCCAACGACCCGAAUUAUGUUUAGGCUCCUAUGAAAUUGUUGCAACCGCUGAAUACUGCAAGAAUAAUACGCCACCCCUACCACCGGCUUAUAUCUUUCUGCUAGAUGUAUCUUCUACAUCAGUUAGAUCUGGUCUGGUCAAUCUCUUUUGUUCACGCUUCAUCACCGAUAUCCUUCCUCAUUUGCCUAAAGAUAAACAAGACUUAGCUACAGGAGCGACUAAUCAAGAUAGUCCUUCACCGAUUGCUGUUGGUUUCAUCACUUAUGAUAGUCAACUUCACUUCUACAAUGUUGUUAGAGCUCGUCCACAAACAGAUGGUUCUGAAUCAAGUUCCUACAAGGCACAUAUGAGUGUGGUUGCUGAUACAGCUGACGUAUUUAUCCCCUCACUUGAAGGCUUUUUGGUUAAUGCCGAUUCAGCUACUCUCACAUAUCUACUAAGCACAAUUCCUGGACAGUUCGCACAAAUGCAAAAUCUUGCUCCUUCUUCUCAAAAUCCUGUAGCAUCAGAACCUGUUCUAGCACCUGCCAUUAGAGCAGGUUUAGAGGCUUUGAAGUCAGCAAACCGUUGCGGAAAACUCUUUGUUAUGCAUACCUCCCUUCCGACUGGAGAUGCCCCCGGGAAACUUCUAUUUCGCGAGGAUAGACAUUUGAUUGGAACAGAUAGAGAGAAGGCUUUGAUCCAACCGGCUAAUGACUACUACACCAAGUUGGGGAAAGAAUGUGUUGAGGCAGGGGCAAGUGUCGAUCUCUUUCUUUUCCCCAAUUCAUUUAUCGAUGUGGCUACAAUCAGCGAAGUUCCCAAGUACUCUUCAGGAAACCUCUACAAAUAUACAUACUUCCAAGCUGAUAUACAAGGGGACCAAUUCAUUGCUGAUCUGAAGAAGGCUGUUUCGCAACCAGAGGCGUUCAAUGCGGUAAUGCGUGUACGCACCAGCACUGGAACUCGGCCUUUUGAAACCCUUGGCAAUGCUAACUUGCCCAAUACGACUGACGUAGAAUUCGCCGCAAUAGAUGCUAACCAAACCGUUGCUUGUGAUGUCAAAUAUGAUGAUAAGCUGUCGGACAAUGACCUUGUUUUCAUUCAGGUUGCAGUGUUGUACACCUCAGUUGGAGGUCACAGACGCCUGCGUAUUCACAAUCUCUCCUUGACAACAUCCUCAAAUCCGACAGACAUUUUCCGUCUUGCCGACUUGGAUACCCUUCUUGUCUGGCAAGCACGUCUAGCUGUGCAACGAGCUCCUGUGGCUAAGAACAACCAAGUGAUUCUAGCCGAAGCCACAGCUUCAGUGGCUAAUGUUCUCGCUAGCUACAGACGUCUCUGCAAUAGUUCUGUUCCUGGUGCAAGCCCUGGAGAGUUGGUUCUGCCUGAGAGCAUUAAACUUCUUCCUUUGUAUGUUCAGUGUCUGGCUAAAACAGAUGCUAUCCGAUCCGCUAAGAAUUCAACCAUUGAUGAUCGUGCCUACCUUUUAUUCCUUCUCAAUUCGAUGAGCCCUAAGGAGACUAACAACUUCGUAUAUCCUCGCGUUUUCCCACUUCAUGAGAUAAAUCCGGAGACAGCGGGAAGCAAGCUCCCAACACCCAUUCGUUGCUCCUACGAGCGUCUUGAUCCAACUGGUGUCUAUUUUGUCCAAAAUGGUGUUCAUGCUUUCAUUUGGUGUGGUCUCCAGGUCAAUCCAGUAUUCAUACAGCAAGUUUUUGGAGUCACAGAUAUCCAUGUUCUUGAACCUGAAAAGGCUACUUUGAAUGAGCUAGAUAACCCUCUCUCGAAGUGUAUCUACCGGCUUGUUAACUCCGUGAUCUCUCAAUUCACUCAUGUCCCUCGACUACGUGUGAUUAGGCAAAAUGAUCUUCCAGAGACUUGGAUUCGACGCAUGAUGUGUGAGGAUCGUGAUGAUAAUGGAAAUGCUACCUACGUGGAGUACCUUUGUCAUGUUCACAAGGAAGUUCGAUCCCUCUUGAAAUAA
This is a messenger RNA of Rodentolepis nana, 3021 nucleotides long. NCBI's taxonomy places the organism in Eukaryota, Metazoa, Platyhelminthes, Cestoda, Cyclophyllidea, Hymenolepididae. The record is from the annotation of a GenBank genome assembly.